This is a messenger RNA of Pundamilia nyererei, 1506 nucleotides long. RefSeq names its product FIP1 like 1b (S. cerevisiae) (gene fip1l1b). The record is from RefSeq and is a predicted model, not a curated record. Bases 229 to 1506 code for a protein of 425 amino acids. Lineage: Eukaryota; Metazoa; Chordata; Actinopteri; Cichliformes; Cichlidae. Gene Ontology annotation, cellular component: mRNA cleavage and polyadenylation specificity factor complex. The transcript is spliced from 13 exons.
UGUGUUUUCUCCUAUCACUCUUGACAUUAGCGGGGUGCCACCAAUCUCUUCCGGGUUCACUCCGACUCGCAAAGGUUGGAAAUGAACCUAUGAAGACAUAAUUUAUGUACAUAACCACGUUUCCCCGAUAAAGGGAGAAGUUGUACUGUUAUUUUUGGACCUGUGAGCUUUAUUGAAGCUUGUAGCUGUUGAAGCCGCUGCUGGUUUAGCUCUCCGUGUAAGUUGAACAUGUCUGCGGAGGAAGCGGACAAAACAGCCACCACUGAUGCCAGCGCCGGAGACGAGGAGGAGGAAUGGCUGUAUGGAGAUGAGUCGGAGAGCAAAGACGAGGAUGAGGAAGCCAAGCUGAACGCUGCUGUCAGUGCCCCUGCUGAUGCUUCAACAGAUGAUGCUGCUGCGCACGCUACAGGAAAUGGAGUUGCCUCUGAGGCCACAGGUGAGGCUGCAGGCGAGGAUGUGGAGAGCGACAGCGACAGCGAUGAUGACGACGAUGAUGUCCGUGUCACGAUUGGAGACAUAAAAACCGGAGCGCCACAGUACACAACUUAUGGAGCCCCACCUGUCAACCUCAACAUCAAAUCAACAGGCUCCAGACCUUAUGGACAAGUUUCCGCAAAACUGAAGGGAGUGGAUCUCGAUGCACCUGGAAACAUUAACGGUGUUCCAGUGCUAGAGGUGGACAUGGAGUCUUUUGAAGAGAAACCAUGGAGGAAACCAGGAGCCGAUCUGUCAGACUACUUCAACUAUGGCUUCAAUGAAGACACAUGGAAGGCUUACUGUGAAAAACAGAAGAGGCUGCGUAUGGGCCUGGAGGUCUCUACAGUUGGCUCAGUGACAAGCAAGAUCACUGUUCAGCAGGGCAGAACUGGUAAUGAAAAAGACAUACCCAGUUUGCCAGUUCACACCUCAAAGCCAGACUUCACAUCUCCUGUCAGCUUGUAUAAGUCUGCUGUCAGUCAGGUCACCAGGAUCUCUCCCCCUCAAUGGACUGGCCCGCCUCCUCAGGACAUGUCUUAUUAUACGAAAUCGAGCGGCACAAUCGAUGUGAUUGGUGGACAGUUGGCAACUAUCAGCAGAGUUGAGGGUCGUCGCCGACAUAAUCUAGAGGGCAACAAUAUUCAGGUGAUCUCUGAGCACUCGACAUCAGAGGCUGAACCUGCUCCUGCUAAGAUUCCCACAUUCUUCCCUCCCGGACCACUUCCUCCAAACAUUCCCCCACCGCCAUUUCUCCCUCCGCCACCAAACGUCAGUACUGCACCUCCACUCAUCCCCCCACCCAGGUUGCCCAUUACUGUCCCUCCUCCUAGUUUUCCUCCACCAACUAGUGGGCCUCCUCCUUCUAUCAUCCCCACUAUGGACAGCAGCAGUAGCAGGAGGAGGCACGACAGCGAGGAGGGGGACAGCCACAGACGGCACAAACACAAGAAGAGCAAGAGGAGCAAGGAGGGCAAAGAGGCCAGCGAGGAGAUCAGCGCAGACCAAGAGAAUCAGGAAGCCAUGGAGUAG